Molecule: messenger RNA, 1284 nt
Organism: Mucor mucedo
Lineage: Eukaryota; Fungi; Mucoromycota; Mucoromycetes; Mucorales; Mucoraceae
Exons: 4
Coding region: 27-1247 (406 amino acids)
Molecular function (GO): actin binding
Source: RefSeq, a predicted model, not a curated record
CCAAAAAUAAAAUAAAAAGUAAUUGAAUGAAAUCAACCAAGGCACAGAAAUCAGCUACUCUUCCAAGAGUAGAAGACAAACGAAUCGUCAGAGAUGCCUUAACCUCUUCUAAUAUCUUCAUAGCUGCCGUUGCUCGUCUAUAUAUAGCUAAUAAUAACACAUGGAAAUACUCGGGGUUAUGGGGUGCCGUAGCUUUUUGUAAAGAUCGAAAUAAGAAUAACGCUCACUAUAUUCGACUGAUUGACAUGGAGGAUGGUAAGGGUGUCAUUUGGGAACAGGAGUUAUAUGAGGGUUUUCAGUACGUUAAGGACUGUGCUUACUUCCAUACUUUUGAGACUGAUGAUUGUCUUGCUGGUAUCCUUUUCGUUCAUGGAGGAGAGGCGGACUUAUUUCAUGAGAAACUGACUAGCAGGGAGGCCAAACACAAGAAGAGCGAUGUUGGACGUGUGAGCUAUAUACCAGGAAAGGGGUUUACCAUUGAUAAUAAUGAUCCAGAGAUACUUGCAAUCCUGAAGGAACUAGAGAAAUUAGAUGAUUUUUCAGCGGCUGACAUUGAUCAAAACCAAGAUUUUAUUCAAAGCUUUAUUCAGCAGUACCGAAAUAGUAAGAAGGAAGCAUCCACUACGAAUACCAAUAGAAGAGCACCACCUCCACCACCACCACCUCCUUCUAGAAGAUCAACUAGAAAUAAUAUGCCUCCCCCACCUAUACCACCUAUGAAGAGCAGAAGUCCAGCUGGCCCACCUCCCCCACCUCUUCCCAAUCGUGGUUUAAGACAAACCCCAUCUAUACCGUCAUUUAAUACUCACCCUUCAGCUCCUCCCCCUCCUCCCAUGAAGAAUAAUUCCCCUCCGGCUCCACCCCCACCACCCAUGAUGAAUGCUCCACCUCCACCACCGCCUCCACCCAUGAUGAAUGCUCCUGCCCCUCCCCCUCCCCCUCCCCCUAAUAGUAACGCUACCGCAUCUCCAAAAUCAUCACCUAUACCCAAACCCCCAGCAGCGCCGGGUGGUGGGCGUAGUGAUCUUAUGGCUGCUAUUCGAUCUACCGGUGGAUUCGGAUCUUUAAAGAAAGGUGGUACACUCAAAUCCACACCCAGCAGUAGUAGCAGAUCCCCAAGUGCCAUGUCUAACAGUAGUAAUACGAACGAAAGUAUGGCCUCUAGUCUUGCUGCUGUGCUUCAACAAAGAAAAACCGCUAUGCAAAGCGACGACGAUGACGAUGAUGACGAUGAUGAUUGGAAGUAAAGAAGUAAAAAUAAAAAAAGUACAUUAUAGAGCUAUA